GUCUCACUGACCGUCAUCACGAAGCUAUGUAUGCUUAUUAUGUGGCAGCACGUUGGUUUGGACUCGCAAUGGAUGUAAUUUUCUUAGUUUUCUUGACUAUUGUAUCCACAACUGAGUUGUAUUCUGUAACGGACUCCUCUACCGCCGGUAAGUAUAUCAUUACACAUUAAUAUUUUUUUUCUACGCGUAUGCGCAGUAUAACAUUGUCAUCGUGCGAAACUAUGUGUAAGAAUAACUUUGACUAACAAAUAACUGGAUAAUUAUACAUUUUAAUACAGUCGUCCACCAUUAUGAACUAUUCUGCGAUCUGAUUGGUUGAGCUACACUGGGGAAAAAUGUGAAAUCCAUAUAUACUACGAAAUUUGCAAUUGCACCACUAAAUCCAUAGUAUAUCCAUUCUAUAUAUUCAUACCAUGGAAAGUAUACAAUUUUUAUGGAUAACCAAAUCCAUUCUAUUUCCAAUAAAGGUCCAUACAAUUUCCAUUCUAUGACUUUCCAUGGAUUUUCAAAGAUUUUCCGACCAGUGCUACUCGCCCUAUAUAUUGGAUGGUUAUUCUGUGAACUCGAGCCUUACAUGAGCUGACCGAUAGCCAAUUCGUUGCGUAUAUAGAUUACGACUGAACUGACAGACUUGCUUGCAUGGGAAUAUUUGGGCAGUUAAUUGAAACAACUUGCCAUAAUUUUGAUAAACUACUGAUGUUAUUUCUUUUCAUAAUACUUCAAAAAUUACUGAAAACUCGUAAUUUUUUAUAUAAUAUAUUGAAAGCUCUUAGACAGAACAAGAGCUUGUUCAUUUCACAUCUAGAUAUUGACGUUGUUUUCAGUUCAGUUUAAUUUCUUCUAAAAAAUUAUAUGAUAUUUAUGUUUUUAUACCGCUCUUUCUGCAAUAUUUUUUUAGAUUACAUUUUUUAACUACUUCAUGUAUUAAAUAUCUAUUUGUUAACCUGCAGACAAUUAUUGAUAGUACUUUCAAAAUAGCAAGAGUAAGUCCAAUUUAUAAAUCCUGUGACAGAAAGGUGGGAGGUAAUUAUCGAUCUAUUUCUAUGCUCUUGAUAAUUGCAAAACUUUUUGAGAAACUUGUUUGUCCUCAACUCAAUAUGUUUUUAACCGAAAAGAAUAUCCUGACCCCAUGUCAAUCUGGGUUUCGAAAAGGUCAUUAAAAAUUAAUAGUUUCUGAACAUGGAUACAGGGAAAAAACGAUGUCCUUUUCCUUGCUUUAUGCAAAGCAUUUGACACAGUUUAUCAUAAUAUCCAUAUUAAAGAGUUUUUUAUUUACGGAAUUCAAAACAAAUGCCUUGACCGGUUUAAUUAAAUUAAUCGUAUUUGCAUUAAUAGAAAAAAUUCUGCGUGGUCAAUAGUGCAACAUCUUCCUCUAAGAAGGUAAAUUGUGGGGCUCCACAAGGACCAAACCUUGGUCCUCUACUUUUUUAUUUAUGUUAAUGAUCUCCCUAACUGCUUGGAGAACUCACAUGCUGCAAUGUAUGUCGACGACACAAAUAUUACAGCCCGUUCGUCUAGUUUAUGUAAUGUGGAAGACUCCUUAAAUAAUGAAUUAGAAAAUAUUCAUCAAUGGCUUCUUUCAAACAAAUUAACACCAAAAGUGAAAAAAAAACCCAGAAUACAUGAUCAUUGGAACACGUCAAAGUUAAGUAAUCUUUCUCAAAUGGUCCAUUUAAGGCCAAUGUUGAACACUUGGAACGCUAAAGAAAGCCACGACACUAGAAGAAACCGACGUUCCCCUAAGCCUGCUGUUAAGGGAAAUUACGAGGAUACAACGGCGUCGAACAAGGUUGAUAAUUUUUAGCUUGCAUCGGAAAAUGCCAUGACUGACAUGGCGGGAACCAGUGAAGGAACUAACAUUCUCGAUCAUUUUCGAUCGUCGAAGCAACUAUUUGUAGUGUUGAAGCUGUAGCAAAUGGCUGUUGUGUAAACAACAGCAGUAGAAGCUGACUCCGAAGGCGAUGAAGGCCAAGUAUUUGAAACCGGCCAAGGAAGCGACAUAACGUCGUCUCGAGGUAAAGUAGAUUUACGAGUGCGAGAUGACCUGGGAGUUCGUUGCAUCGUGGCGAACGAACAGUUAUCAACUGGCCAGCGGCCAUGCGCCCGCGAUUAUUGAUGAACUUUAAACUUCGCUAUAAUGCUUUCCUUUUCCCGGGUGUAAAAAGUCGUGCGGAAUUAGCGGUACACUCGUCCCGAAAUUACGCCCACGACUGCACAUUGCAGACCGCUAAUGAUCAUUUAAAGCAAAUUAAGAAUAUCGACUCAAACCGUAUACUCUGCAUAUGAACACAUGUGGUCGACACAUGGAGAAUUAUAAAGCUAGUUCAUAACAUGAAAUUUAUAAAAUUUGUAAGAUUGACUUUGGUAACAAUACACCACCAGAUAUUUAUUCUCUAUGAUUAUGGUUGAGACUUCUUGAAAAAAUCCGUUCAUAUCAAAGUCGGCGACCUCCAUGCGAAGGUGUAGAAUUUAGCUCUGAUCUAGCAUCCGAAAAAUUAGCUGAAUCUUUAUCAAGUUUUGUGGAUGAUGAUGCUCAUAGCAUUUGAAAAUUGAACGCAGAGAAUUCCUCAAAUGUUGUAAAUAUCUUAUACGGCUAUUUCUGCUAUAAGAAGAACAAACUUAAAUGGGCUGCUUCACUGGAAGAUCGAAGAAACAGGUGAAAGUACGACUGGCAAUCACAUAUAGCGGCGGUACAUGGAAAUUUGAUAGUGAGGUAUUAUCUGUUACAUGGAAAACAGAAAGUCAUAAUAUCUGUUUCGAAGGCGAAAAGGGCAAGGACGUUAUUAAUUAAACGGAUAACUUCUCUCUUAAAACAAGGCGAGUAUGCUUCAGUGAACACUUAUUCUACCGAAGGCGAAGCUGCCGAAGCAGAACUGAGAACGGUCGAACUUAUAUCGGAUAGUUGCUGCCAGACUUUCAAGCAACCGAACGUAGAAUGCGAGGGAAAUACUAUCAGUCUAGGACCUGUAUAUGAGUUUGUAUGCGUUUCACUUAGCAGAGGUAAUAUCCAUUGUUUUAGGGUAAAAUGACCAUGGCGGUCAACAUGGCAUACAGUACUGCCAAGAAAUAACUUAUCAAAAACCGCGUCCAAGACGCGGGUAUCUUGCGUCCACUGUGCGUCCACGGGCGCCCGCGGGUGCGUCUGUCCUGCGGGCGCCGUGCAUCCGUCGUGCGUCCACUGUGCGUCUGCGGGCGCUUGCGGGUGCGUCCACUGUGCGGGCGCCAUGCGUCCGCUUUGCGUCUGCGGGCGAGGACGCAGCUGAGAAAGAGUUCUCUUCGUAGAUCGUCGGAAAUUAUCGCGUUUCGCUUUUCAUAAACAAACCGUGCGCGUCGGAAAAUAUUCAUGUUAGCGAUUUCACACCACGUUAUUAUGCUUAUACACAAGCGUUACAGACCUAGAUUUUUAUAUUUCUAAUAUUAAACUUACCAUGAAUUUUCAGAAUUUGUGCUUCGUAAAGUUCCUUUUCGUAUUUGAUCUCUACUUUCGCACCUUCGUAUAACGUUUGGUUUAAACCCAGUAUUCUUUAACGUUGCCGGUUGGCAAAAUGCACGCGUAUGGUUUUAUAUCUUCUUCGAAGAAACCCAACAUACGUUUUGGUUGACGAGUAAGCGAUCGAUACCUCAUUUUAUUGGUCUGAUAGUAAUACGGAUUGAGUGCUAUUAGUCUGAGCUCUUCACUUCAGCUUUAGCGAAUUAUACUGCAACUUUGAAAAUCAAGCGAUGAGUCACAGUAAUUCAACCGUGUUGAAACACAAAGACUGUUUCCUGGACAUGUACAGGUAUUCCAUUAAGGGAUUAAGAGAAGUCAUUUAUCCCGAAAUUAUAUGGUAAUUACAAUUUAUAUGACAUAUCACCAUGUGCAUUUACUUUGUUUUGGAAAAAUAACAAAAACUUGUUGCUGUAAAUGAAGUUAUAUAGUGGCUCGUAGUGAUGGUAUUUUAUAUGAAAAAUCAAAAGCACUAUAUAUAUUGUAAAUGAGCAUUUUCGUUUUAAUAUAUACUGACGAGUUGCGGAGACAUAACAUUAUUCAAAUACAGAAUUGCAUAUCAACUAAUCGGCAGUCUUAACUUCUACGAGGUAAGUCAGAAUUUGAGUAGCAAAUGAAUGUGUUGCGAGAUAUAUACUCGUUGUAGUCGUGAUCUCACUGAGUUUAGUAUAUGCGUCUACAUUAUAUUUAUAUAUAGUUUAUGUCUAUUUUACGCUCCAAUAUACAGUCAUAUACGCUUCAAUCGCCACUCAAGUACGUGUGAUUGCAUUGUGAAAGCACUGCGCUUACUGUAGUAUAACGUAUCACAUUAUAAAAUGGUUAUACUAAAUGUAACGCUUAUAGGUUCAAUGAAACUCGUUUUCGGAUUCAACUUUUUAUUCUUUGCUUCUACGAUCAGUGACAGAUUAGUUCGUUUUCCGAUUAUGUUACGACGACUGCGUCCAAGCGGACGCAGUUUUUAACUAGAGACUGGACGCGGGCCCUUUGGAGGCACGACGCGGGCAGAGCAGACGCAAGACGCGGGCGUCGUGGAGGCCGGACGCGGGCGCUCUGGAGGCAGGACGCGGGCAGAGUAGACGCAAGACGCGGGCGCUCUGGAGGCGGGACGCGGGCAGACGCGGGACAAGUUAUUUCUUGGCAGUACUGUAUGUGCCAAAACCUGAGUCCCGGACGAAAGUCUGAAAAUGACCGCGCCCUGAAACGGCAGUGUCUACAUAGCUCUAACUUCCUAAAACAAAAAGCGAUAGUCUUUCUGAAGUCCUUAUAGUGUUUAGAAGGUUUGCUUUUAGGGUGGUCAUUGGAAGAAAAAAUUUGUCUAAGUAUAAUAUUUUGCAAGAAAAUGACCAUGCACCACCCAGGUAAAUUGCUAAUUAUGCAUAAGUAACGAAUAUACCUGACAGAAAUUAAAUAUUCUUAUUUCCUAAAAAAAUUAUCAUGGGGUGAAAAACUAUGCUUAAUUUAAUAUAAAUAUUGUUGAUUUCAUAAGGAUUGUCAAUGUUUACUUUAAAUAUAAUGCAUUUUAUUUCACUUACCCCGAAACACGAUUUCAGCCGUAUUUUGCCGUCUUGUUUGCUUCUUAUCGCCAAAUCUUGCAAAAUAUCAUCUAGUUGUUGUACUUUUACAUAAUGAUAAACGGCUAAAGAAGAUUUCAAAGAAGGUUUUAUCAAGUUUUGAUCCAGAUCAGCGUAUUUUAUCUUCGAUAUUGUGUCCUUCGAUAUUUCGUCAAAUUGCCGCCAUUUUAAUGGCUCGCCGCAUCUCUGCCCGAUAAAUGCCACUUCUUCGUUUUCAUAUGUAUUAGAUCAUACCUAAUUUUAAGAAUUUUUUAUCACUGCACAUUGUUGUGAAAAGUUUAGCCGAGCAGAAUCCACGCCCUCAAAAUUUGUGAACACAUCCUUUUAAUAAUAUCUAACCAAAAGAGAGGCUACAAUUGAAGCCCGGUUUACACUACGCUCAAUUUUUGGUACGGCACGGAUAAAAUUGGUACCCGUACCACUUUUUGGUUCUUGGACUACCUAGUCCAAGAACCAAGAAGUGGUACGGUACCAAAAAUUGAGAGUAGUGUAAACGGGGCUUAGCUAAAUAGGUAGUCCAAGAACCAAAAAAGCGGUACGGGUACCAAUAUUAGCUUUGCCGUACCAAAACUUGAGCGUAGUGUAAACGGGGUAUAUAAAAUUAUUCCAAAAUCAACAUGCACUGCAAAGUGCCCAGGGUCCCCCAGGGAAAUUUGGGGGCCCAGGGUAAAAAUUAAGUCCAUCCUGAUUCCAUCUUCCAACACUAUGUUUAAGAGGAACUGGGGGCAUUCUCCCGGGAAAAUUUUGAGAAUUUAUAUUUAAAGAAAACAAUGACAAUCCUUAUGAAAUCAACAAUAUUUAUACUAAAUUAAGCAUAGUUUUUCACCCCAUGACAAUUUUUUUAGGAAAAAAGAAUAUUUAAUUUCUGCCAGGCAUAUUAGUUAUUUUAUGCAGAAUUAGCAAUUUACCUGGGGUGGUCCAUGGUCAUUUUCUUGUCCCCGAGCCAGCGGCGCGAAGCGCCGUGCGAGGGUACUAAUUCCGCCCGGCUAUUCACACCCAGGUGUUUGAAAACAUAGCGAAGUGCAAAGUUGUUCUCCAUUAUGUGAUGGACGGUCUUCGACGUUAUUGCGCAUGCACGUGCAAUUAUAGCUCGCACUAAAAAAUGGUUUUUAAUUUUGCAAAAAUGUAUUUUGCUAUUUUACAAUGUAUUUUUGCGAUGUAUUUCGCUAUUUAACUGGAAACAAGCCUGCAGUUUUAUGAUGAUCAAUGUGUGAAAGGCAUGCAUAAACUGAUAAACACAAAUUUUGUCGAAGACAAACCAGAUGUUUUCAAUAUAAAUUUAAUCGUUGUCUUAACUCUUGGCUAUCUUGAGUAAGUGUUAUAAACAUUUCAGUAUUAAAAUUACAUACCGUACUUGCUUUGUGUUUUCGAAUUCAUUCAUAUCGGCGAAAUUUUUAUGCCAUUUAACUCAAUAAAUAAUAUAUUUUUAUGCAAGCUGGUAUUUACAUGAAAAUGUAUAAAUGUAGUGAUUUUAAAUACUGUUUAUUUGGGGCAAUUAAUACAGCGUAUCGUGUUUUUAUGCGUGUUUAUAAUGGUCGUUUACCUACUAGCAAAUAUAGCUUCACCAAAAUAUAACUCAAAAACUAGCUUUUGCUUCUUUGAAGCUAAUACAUUUUACCGUAUUUUCGAGGAAACUACUGACUAUACUGUCAACAAAACGAGUGUUUCAGUUUCCCCUGCAGUUCCACGGCAAAGUUUCGAAACGCUUUAAUACCGUUACAUUUUACAUUAACAUUUAGCCGAUUGAAAGCCACAUAACAUAAAACUACAUUCCUUUUAGUAACAAAUUAUAAAAAUCAAUGAUUCUUUUGAUAAAACAUUAUCUCCUAUUAUUUUCUCAUAUUAUGUUCAUGUUACCAUAGCGACUAAUAUUAUGUUGAACAUGGAGUACUUCAUGUUGAAUGGAAUUUCUAUACUCUUCAUCUGUUAAAAAAGGCGAGAGGUUGCUGCUUGCAUGUAUUUCUAGUAAAAUGUUAUACUUAGAUGAAUUUUUCCUUCCAAUGACCACCCCUAAAAGCAACCCCUCUAAACACUACUAGAAACUACAUGCAUGCAGAAACCAUCGCCUUGCUGACAAAACCAUUGUGUUUUCCAAAUAUGAAGUAUCUAUAAAGUUGUUGUCAUGGUAACACGAUAAUUUUUUAAGAAUAUUUUUUCAACUGAAAAAUCGCCUAAAAAUAUCACUUUUAAUUACAAAAUUAUCAAUUUCCCAACAUACAUAUGUUAGGCAUGUUAUUAUCUCCGAGCCGACGGCGCGAAGCGCCAUGCGAGGGUACUAAUUCCCCCCGUUAUUUACACCCGGGGAAACGAAAGCAUUAGCGAAGUCUAAAGUUCAUCAAAUAACGCGGACGCAUGGCUCACCGUUCAUCGUUCAUGGGUGGGCAUCCUCACUGAUCUCAGAAAUAUGGCGGACUGUCAUGAAUAGCGGACACUGAUUGGUCCAGUUUAAAGCUUGCAUUAUAACAACUGCAUGACGACAGCGAAAUAGCAAAUAUUUCUUGAUUUGAUGAUUGAUGUCUGAUGAAUUUUUUGCUCACAUUUUUGCAAGAUUUUGUAAAUUUCAAAAGUUUUCUCAUAAAGAAAGGGCGAAAGAAUCGGCUAAAAGAAGGGAGCCGACGUUAGCGAAGGUAAGUUUGUUUUAAAUAUUGAUUUUAUAAUGGAUUUAAAACCCGUCGGCCUUUGCGUAUAUGAAACAACUAAACAAGACAGCAUAUAAUUGCAGUAUAUCUUUAAUAUUGAUUCCCUUUUUUAUUAUAUUGAAUUUUUUAAAUAAAUAAAAAAGAAAGCAAAGUUAUUUGUAAGCGAGAAUUUGAAAUCAUUUUAUUGCAAACUCAAAGUUUAUCGAUAAAGCCAUUUAAUUAAAGGCAGUUUAGUUUUAUAAAGAACAUUUUAAUUAAAACGUUUUGCGAAGCGUUUGUGGUUGAAUUUUAUCUUAAAUUGAAGCUUAUAUUACGUACAAUAACAUAUCUAACAUAUAUAUGCUGGGAAAUUGAUAAUUUUGUAAUUAAAAGUGAUAUUUUUAGGCGAUUUGUAAGAAUAUUCUUAAAAAAUUAUCGUGUUACCAUGACAACUACUCUAGAUACUUCAUGUUCGGAAAAUACAAUGGUUUUGACAACAAGGCGAGGGUUUCUGCAUGCAUGUAUUUUCUAGUACGUAAUAUAAGCUUCAAUUUAAGGUAAAAUUCAAGCACAAACGCUUCGCAAAACGUUCUAAAUUAAAGUGCUCUUUAUAUAGUCAGGCAGAUAGAGGGAAAAACACUCACCAAUCGAGGGGCAAUUUUGUUUUAUGAUAGGAAUGUUCUUCUAAACUUCCUAAAUACAUUUCCGGAUGUUGGCCGGUCCAAUUUUUCUUGUGGGGCUUGUCCAACAAGCAUUUCUGUGAUCAUCGAUCGAUUUUUACAAAACGCCAUUUUGUUUACUUGUUUUUCGCGGGAAGAAACGAGCCCUCGGUGUUUUUGUCCAGCGGCAGCUUAGAUACUUCAAGUAUGAUAAAUAAAACGCCAGAAGCGUUUCCACAGUAAGAACUUCCAAUCAGGAGAAAUUACUUUAGAAAUUAACACAAAAAGAUGUAAAUUUUGGAAUUAUUUUUAAAGCAAAAAUAUAGAAAGUCAUGCAGAUAGAAGGAAAAACACUAACCAAUCGCGGGGCAAUUUCAUUUCACUUGAAAUUGUUCAUUUCAAUGUGCUAAACACAAAUCCGGAUGUUGGCCGUGGCGCCAUGCUCAUUUUUCUUAAGAGCCUCAGCACGGUGGUAAACGAGAAGAUUAUUCAAUUGGGGAGCGGUCAUAAAGUAUGUGUACUGGGGGGUGGGGGGUGGAUGGUAUUCCAAAAUACUACCAUAAAAUUUGGCACUUGCCGAAACGCAUCGGAAAAUAUUUAAUACCCCCCUCCUUUCCAAGGAGAUGAAAUGUUUGGUCCCCCCCCCCCUCCCGCACACCCAACCAAUCACCUUUUCCCCAAAAACAUGAAACAAAUAAAAUUCUAAGAACAUAACUGUUUUGCAAAUUAUUGCAAUCCAUUGCCUGUAUUGAAAUAUUUAGCGUAGUUAAUACUAUUAAUAUGCCCUUGGUGAACAUCUGGGUCAGAUCUAGAAAAAAGGGAAAACAUUACUCGAAAUCUUAAUUGCAAUUUUUGUAGAAAAACGCUCAAAACAACAAUCAUUCACUAAAAAAUUGUGAAACAAACAAAUUACUCACGAAAUUAUUUGCUCUCCAGUUAGUUGCAACCAUUCCAGAUCUUGUUGUAGUGAAUAUUGCCUCGACAUUUUCAUCGUCAGAAGCAUCUCAGCUCCCUCAUUCCAUCUCUCCUUCAUCUUCCGAGGAUUCGAAACUUGAUGGUGCAACUGUUGCGUCUAGGACAAUAUCGAUAUCACUGUUGUCCGACUUUUAGCCAAUUCUCCCUCAUCUUGGUCAAAGUCAUCUGGCUGAGGUGGGGCCUGAAGUGUGAAUGAGGUAUUACCUAUGGGAACUAAUAAGUGACAAUUUCGCCUUCAUUUUCAAUUUAAGGGAUUUGCAGAAAUUGUAAUGAUUUAGGUACUUGUCGAGUUCAUUCACUUUCAGUUUCUAAGAGCUCCAUCUUCAAAUAAUCUCUCCCAAUCAUAAUCCUCAAACGUUUUUUCUUGGUUCUUCAACUGAAUCUUUCUUACAUCUGCUCUUUUCUUUUGUUUACCUUUAAAUGCUCCACAUACUUUCUUCGCCAACUCCUUUUCACAUGUAAAUGGCUUGCAAAAGUGUUCAAACUCAUCCUCUGUGCUCAGCUUUCCUUGUUUCCUGAAAAUCAUCAACAGUACGGGGCUUUCCGUCGAUUUCAAGUUUGGUAUAAAAAACACUCUUAUAAUGUAGACCAUGUGCAGAGUAGUCCGGCAUUGGUUUAGGGAUUUUUGUGCAUUUUGAACCCACCCAGUCUGAUUCAGAACAGAAUGCACAAGGUGACUGUGCAGACUGUGUCUAACAUACUCAAAAUAUUUCUCUCCAAUUUCGAAGUGAUUUUCCGUGAAAGCUAGGACUUUCUUGAAGUAGUGAUAACCUGGCAUAGACUUUAUAUCCCUCUUUGUUACACUACUGUAAAAAACUCCGUCAGACGCAGAUGAUCAUUAAAGAAAAGGUCCUCGUUCUUCUGUGAGGUGUAGGCCUUCAUGUAUCCAUCCGGGGCAGGAGCUCCAUCAAUCCGACAUGUAAGAUCGUCACAUACCUUAAAGGCGUUAUAACCCAUCCGUUUAAGUUCAUAGUCCUCAAUUUCAGCAAGCGUCAUCUGUUCUAUAUGUUCAUUUGUAAGUCCUUCGUACUAAUGUUGGUAUUCCCAUUCGAAUGGACCCCAUCACAAACUAAUAGAUUCCGAUCGAUCGAGACAUUUUCAUAAAUACUACUGUGCUACAUUGCAAAUUAUUAGGAACAUAAAAAUAUAAGUAUAUUGCAUUAUAAAAGUCUGUAGUUUUAUUAAUCAUAGACAAAGUAUUCCGACUCAUGUUUUGUUAAGUACCCCCCAUGCAAGGGCGUCAAUCCAUUCCAAAAAGUGGGGGGACGGACUCCAAACUAGGAAAGUCUGGAGGUAUGCUACAGGAGUGUUGAUGAUUUUCAGCCAAGAAAGAAUGCAAAGGAUUUCUUCGAACAAGGAAAGCUGAGCAUAGACGAUGAGUUUGAACACUUUUGCAAGACAUUUACAUGUGAAAAGGAGUCGGCGAAGAAAUAUGUGGAGCAUUUAGAGAUAAACAAAAAGAAAAAAGCAGAUGUAAGAAAGAUUCAGUUGAAGGACAAAGAAAAAAACGUUUGAGGAUUAUGAUUGGGAGAGAUUAUUUGAAGACGGAGCUCUUAGAAACUGAAAGUGAAUGAACUGGACAAGUACCUAAAUUAUUACAAUUUCUGCAAAUCCCUUAAAUUGAAAAAGAAAGAGAAAUUGACACUUAUUAGUUCCCAUAGGUAAUACCUCAUUAACACUUCAGGCCCCACCUCAGCCAGAUGAAUUUGACCAAGAUGAGGGAGAAUUGUGUAAAAGUCGGACAACAGUGAUAUCAGUGCCUUUUUUAACUAUAUAUCUGGGGGGGGGGCAAUUGCCCCCCCAGGGAAAAAAAUUGCCCCCCACAGUAAAGCCAUUUCUGCCCCCGAAGUGCGAAGCAGAAAUGCUCAUGAUUGCUGUCAGAAUUGCAGUUGAUUUACUUGAUAAUGAGAUUAUGCCCCUUCCAUAGCCUCCUCCACAGCCAUCUUGUGUGUAAUUCAUAUUGUUCUUCACCGAGUAUUUCAUAAUAGCGAUAGAUUUCAUGCAAACAAUCCGAUAAAAUGCUGGUUCCAAGAAGAAUAGAUUUAGUUUAGAUUUUUAACUGUUAAAUACAUGUAUGCAUCAUCAUGCAUAGCAUGAAUAUUUCUUCUCAGAUUUAUUCUGUAUCGUAUGAAAAAGCAACGCAAUUUUGAGAAUGCGGAAAUGGUGUCUCAUAGAACCUAAAAUGAUUUAAAUGCAACAUUUCUGAUCAAAAUCACAUUGGGAUUUUCUCCCCCCCCCCCAGCAUCACAGAGAGGAAAUAAGGUGACACUGACCCCUCCUCCUAUUUUUCAAGGUGACUUUUCCAAUUUAUUUAAUUCCGAGUAGAAAUGUCUGGAAAAAUUCAUGUCUUCGAUGUACUUUAUAAUCUUCGAACUCUUCGGAAUUUCACUCCCAAAAUGCUUGAAAUCGCAAUUCAGGGACCCUAGAUUUCAAAAUUUUCCCCGGGUGUGCAUGCUCCGGGACCCUCCUAGACGGUCUCGUGCCUUUGGCGUGAGGUUCGCCUCCCCCCCCCCAAAAAAAUUAAGGUCUGGCUACGCCACUGGUUAUAGCGAUUAUAGCUACAAAGAGUUGAAGUUAUUGUUUAUUUAGGUGAAGUUAAUAAAUUAAAGUUUUACAAAAUCUCUCUUCAGACUCGCGCGUUCGCCAAACCUCGACGGCUCAUAUUUUUCGUUCUGCCUUUUUUUCCUGUUUUGCCCCCCCAGUGAAAAUUCCUUAAAAAAGGCACUGAGUGAUAUCGAUAUUGUCCUACACGCAACAGCUGCGCCAUCAAGUUCCGAAUCCUCGAAAGAUGAAGGAGAGAUAGAAUGGGGGAGCUGCGAUGCUUCUGACGAUGAAGAUGUCGAGGCAAUAUUCACUACAACAAGAUCUGGAGAGCAGUAAUUUCGUGAGUAAUUUGUUUGUUUCACAAUUUUUUAGUGAAUGAUUGGUGGUUUGAGCAUUUUUCUAUAAAAAUUGCUAUUAAGAUUUCGAGUAAUGUUUUUUCCCUUUUUUCUAGAUCUGACCCGGGUGUUCACCAAGGGCAUAUUAAUAGUAUUAACUGCGCUAAAUAUUUCAAUACAGGCAAUGGAUUGCAAUAUUUUGCAAAACUGUUAUUUUCUUAGAGUUUAUUUGUUUUAUGUUUUUGGGGAGACGGUGAUUGGUUGGGUGUGCGGGAGGACGGAGGGGACGAAACAUUUCAUCUCCUUUGGCUUUGAGAGGAGGGGGGUAUUAAAUAUUUUCCGAUGCGUUUCGGCGAGUGCCAAAUUUUAUGGUAGUAUUUUGGAAUACCAUCCACAUCCCCAGUACACAUACUUUAUGACCGCUCCCUAAUUGAAUAGUCUUCUCGUUUACCACCGUGCUGAGGCUCUUAAGAAAAAUGAGCAUGGCGCCACGGCCAACAUCUGGAUUUGUGUUCAGCACACUGAAAUGAACAAAUUCAAGUGAAAUGAAAUUGCCCCGCGAUUGGUUAGUGUUUUUCCUUCUAUCUGAAUGACUUUCUAUAUUUUUGUCCUAAAAAUAAUUCCAAAAUUUACAUCUUUUUGUAUUAAUUUCUAAAGUAAUUUCUCCUGAUUGGCAGUUCGUACUGUGGAAACGAUUCUGGCGUUUUAUUUAUCAUACUUGAAGUAUCUAAGCUGCCACUGGACAGAAACACCGAGGGCUCGUUUCUUCGCGCGAAAAACAUAAACAAAAUGGCGUUUUGUAAAAAUCGAUCGAUGAUCACAGAAAAGCUUGUUGGACAAGCCCCACAAGAAAAAUUGGACCGGACAACAUCCGGAAAUGUGUGUUAGGUGGUUGAGAAGAACAUUUCUAUCAUAAAAGGAAAUUGUCCCUCGAUCGGUGAGUAAACACUUAUAUUUCGACCUCUAUCUGCCUGACUAAUAUUAUUAAACGGCCUUUAAUAAUUAAAUGUCUUUAUAUCGAUAAACUUUGAGUUUGCAAUAAAAUGAUUUCAAAUUCUCGCAUGCAAAUAACAUUGCUUUCUUUUUUAUCUAAAAAAUUCAAUAUAAUAAAAAAGGGAAUCAAUAUUAAUAAUACACUGAAAUUAUAUGCUGCUUUGUUUAGCUGUUUCAUAUACACAAAGGGCCAAAGGGCCGAUUCUUUCGCCCUUUCUUUCUGAGAAAGCUUUUGAAAUUUACAAAAUCUUGCAAAAAUGCGAGCAAAAAUGAAAUAUAUUUCCACGAAAUUUAUCAAUCAUCAAAUCAAGAAAUGUUUGCUAUUUCGCUGUCGUCAUUCAGUCGCUAUAAUGCAAACUUUAAAUUGGACCAAUCAGUGUCCGCUAUUCAUGACAGUCCGCCAUAUUUUUGAGAUCAGUGAGGAUGACCACCCACCGAAUCACUCACGGUAACCCACUCCCGCGCUCAUUGAUGAACUUUAGACUUGGCUAAUGCUUUCGUUUCCCCGGGUGUAAAUAGCCGGGGGGAAUUAGUACACUCGCACGGCGCUUCGCGCCGUCGGCUCGGGAAUAUGCACUUCAGAAAGACUAUCGCCUUUUGUUUUCGGAAGUUAGAGCUAUGUCGUUUCAGGGCGGGGUCAUUUUCAGGACUUUCGUCCGGAUUCAGGUUGUGGCACAUAUUCCAUGUUGUCCGUCAUGGUCAUUUUACCCUAAAACAGUUGAGAUUAUCUGUGCUAAAUGAAACGCAUACAAACUCAUAUACAGGUCCUAGAUUAUAUGGAGAAUGGCGAUGUGAUGCAAGAGCAGGUUAGUAUCACCUCGACUGAAUACCACGAGAAGAACGAUGGAGUUAGGACAUCUCCUCAAUAUAUAAACACAAGCUCUCAGAUAAUCGUUAAUGAAUGCCCUGGUUCUCUUCAAAUUAAUCCCCCUGGUGCUGAAUUUGUGCCUCAUUGGGCUGUAUUUGUGCCUCAUUCGGCUGACUUUGUGCCUCAUUGGACUGUAUUUGUGCCUCACUGGGCUAUAUGUGUGCCUGAAAAUCAUUCGACCAUUGGACAACAGUCGAUAAUUCAUUGAUUGACUAAUAUCUCUCACGUGCAAUCAGACCAUUUUCAAAAUCAUUUCGAUACAUAAUUACCGUCUCCUUGCAAUAAAACACUGUCUAUUGUAAUCGAGUUAGAACCCAAUGAGAAACAAAAUGAUGAAACAAUUUGGUAUAUAAACUAUGGAAAAAAACGUCAAGGUUCAAUUAUUACAAAUAAGCAUGAAGUUGGAGCUCCCUAUGUUAACUUUGGUUCAGCUUUGAUGAUUACUUUUAAGGAUGCUAUUUUGAUAUUAGAUGGAAUACUAGCCCAAAGGUCGUAGGUUCUAUUCCCACCGUGGCCGGGCAUGUUUUUCAAGCUCGCCCGGUGUGGAUAUACACUCAGAAUAACAUCACAAACAUCAUAUUCACCUGAGUACACAAGACCAACACAGAAAAAAAUCAUAUUACUAGAUUACAUUGGUAUCGAAGGAACUAUAGAUUCUGUUCCGAAAUAUCACUUACUAGUAUUCCGAAGAUCGUAGGUUCGAUUCCCACCGUGGGCGGCCAUAUUUUUCAAGCUCGCCCGUUGUGGAUAUACACUCAGAGUAACAUCACAAACAUCAUAUUCACCUGAGUACUCAACACCAACACAGAAAAAAUACAAUGUCGUUUGGCUUUCAAAGACAAAGGCCAAAAAUCGCUAGAAUCUGUUGUUUAGUAAUACAUUUGACAUCCGUGAGUACAAUUUCCUACGCUGAAACGGUGGUAUUUUUAUUUUUUUUGCACCAUUAGGCCUUAAUACAAAUACAAAUACAAACCUACUCAUGCUAUGUCAAUGAUGAGCGAUUUUCGACAAUACGUAUAUACUGCGAGCGAUUUGUCAACAAUACAAUUUCGCUUGAUUUUCAAAGGCCAUAAAUCGCUAGAAUACUGUUGCUGUUGUUUACUAAUACAUUUGACAUCCGUAAAUACAAUUUAUCCUUUUUGCGCCAUUACUCCAUUAGGCAGUUUUCACGUUUCCAAGGCCAACUAUUACGGACUGUUGUUGUGUACAUUUUGCAUUGAUAUGACACCAAUAUGCUUCUCCUAAAGUAGUUAUCUAUUAAAACUACGUUGUGUAGUUUAUUAAUUUAUAACAUUUUACCUUGAAAUUGUCUUUGGCUCGUUUAUAUUCAGAUUCAGUACGCUAUAUUUAUAUGACUAUUGUGCACGGGAAUUCAAAUAUCCAAAUUUCGGAUUUUGAGAGUCGUGCACCAAGAAAAAUGCAUUAACUAAACUAGCAAAAAUUCCCAGAGUUAGACACAAUGCAAAAUCCAUAGAAAACAGGUAUAAUUCGUUGAAAAUGUUAACGAAAUUCUAUGAAACAUUUUGCCCACUCCACGAAAGGCCGCCAUUUUGAAAAAUACAAAUUGUUUUAUUAGGAAGCUCAUUAAUAUUCUAUUUUGUGGCUGUCAACGACGAUCGGAAAUCCGAUAUCUGACAUCCACCAAAAAUGUGUGCAGAAACCUAUAGUCGCCUGGGCACAGGUGCCCCAGCGAGUAAAAAGGGUAGCAGGGUUAUCAGCAAGAAUUAUAGUAAUUAUUUUAAACAUCAUAAUUGGAAUACAGCAAGGCCAGAUGCACAAUUAAAUCCAGACUUUCCUAAUGUUAAAGGUUUUAAAGUGAGUAUGGAUAAUUGCUGCCGCAGCGAGCUAGCCUGAAGCGAGCGAGCAAGGCAGCAGAUCCUAAUUUUGUUUUGUGGGUCGAAAUCAAAAUUUUCUAUUUGGCGCAUUGCAUGACGGUACCAGUGAAUUUUAACCGUGGUGCAGCGCGGUCAGGCAUAAGGCAAACAGGCAAUGUGGUCAUGUUUCAUCUUUGGUCUUCUUUUAUGGAAAGCCAUAGCAGCAUAGCUGGCUUAAAGUGAUCAAACGGCAUUUUGUUGUGUGCUUUUAGCAUUAUACGGCGGUGCUUUUGGCAUAAUAUCAACUGAAGUGCCUUCGAUUGUGCUUUUCCGUAAACUGAACUGGAUACCUAUUUUUAAUUUGAUAAAAAUGAGAAAAAUAUUAUUGGUAUUCAAUACUUUAAAAACAUCUUGGCCGCCGGAUCUUCGUAAAUUGUUUGUCUUUGUUCGCGACUCUCAUCCAAUUCCAACUAGGUCGUCUAUUACAGACUUAAAAGUUCCAUCAGUUAAGACUACGCAAGCAAAAUCCAAAAUUUCCUUCAGUGGUGCAAGUUUAUUUAAUUCCCUACCUUCCGAAUUAAAAGAUAUUGAAAAUCAUUCAAUUUAUUCCUAUAAAAAGAAGCUCAAAACCUACUUUAUUCAAUUGAAUUAUGAAGUAGAUCACGUUAAUAAAUUCCGCUGCAUCGAUUGUAAGCAUAUUACUCAUUGUCAAUGUUACUUUCAAUAGGAUUUUCUUUUUAUAUAUUACUAUUAGAUAUCGAGGACCAUUGGGAAGAAUACUAUAUUAAGUAAUCAGUGUAAUCCCUCAUUAAAUAAAGUUUUAUUAUUAUUAUUAUUAUUAUACACGGUGCUUUCGCCAUUAUACGCGGUGGUUCCAGUAUUAUACGCGGUGCUUUCACCAUUUAUAUACGCGAUGCUGUUGCAAUUAUACGCCGUGGUUCGAGCACUAUAUGCGGUGCUUUUAAUAUUAUACGCAAUGCUAGCUUUCAUUCAACAUUAUUUCCAUAUUCUUUCCAUGAUAUGUAUAUGAUUUAACGAUUGCUUAAAUUUGGUAUGUGCAUGGUUGACAAAUGCUUUUUGCCUAUGGUCUGCAAGGACAAUGACAUGCUUUUCUGUGUACAUACAUGUAAAUGAGUAUAACGCAGCGAAUGCGCCAAACAGUAUAAACGCGGCUGAAAUACGAUAUUAAAAUCUUAAAUGUGCCGUAUGAUUUAAUUAUGUUUUAGGAUUUACAAAUGCUUUGUCAUUUGUAUUUAUACUUGUACUGCAUCACAAGGCAGUACGUAUACUGUAAGUGAAAAAACUCCACAUGAGAAAUUAUCUUGUAUAUAUUUUUGCUUUCUUUGAUAAACACUAUUAAAUUAAACACGCAAAUUUUAAUUAGUGAGACGCAAUGUUAAAUGUCACCUGCAUGUCAUUGUCAUUGCCCUUUAACCCCUGGUCUAAUUGGCCGCUUUUGAAAAUAUUGAUCAUGACGAACCGCACUGCCUUAAUUAAAUGCAAACUUUGUGUUUUAAAACCGGGUUAGGAUAAAACGCGGAUACGGACGGACGGAUGAAUGACGGACGGACCGGACGGAUGACAUAUAUAUGUCGUUAUAUAGUCUGCGCGCAGCCGCGCAGGGUAGUUAGUGCCUUACGUCUUUGCUGGUUGUUAUACUUUAAAAUAAUUUUGUAUGUACCGAGAAAUCAAUAUUCCGAGUAUAUAAAUAUAUAAACUGGGAUGUCACACUGAUAGCUUGUUUACAUUUCCUGGAGCAUCAUGAAAUCUUAUGUUUAACCACGGUGGUUUAACCCAUUAGCUGGCAAUGCGCCCUUCCCUUGUCGAGCGCCAGACGAUUUUACUCGUUAGUGGUAUAGGGUACUGCCAGUAAAUGGGUUAACAAACCUAUCUGCCAAUGGCUCUUGUUAAUUCAUCAGCACAGUAAUGAGGGGUACUUUAGUAUUUACCCUGUCCAACGCCAGACGAUUUUUAAUACUCAGUCAGUGGUAGGGUACUGUCAAUAAAUGGGUUAACAAGGAUAACAAUAAUUAGCCUGCAUGGCAGGCGGUAUUUCCCAGGCUUGCCCAAUUUUAGGAACCGCCUGCCAUGCAGGCUAAACAAUAAUAGGAUGUUUCUGAAGGACUCGUUCAACACCCUGUAGUUUGUCUUUUGCUGUCAAAGGCAGCAUUACUGCCCUGUGGGUAACCUAGUAUAGCUUGUUUAGCUAAGCAUACUGAAGAAAUAAAAAUCUUAUUGGCAAUGUCUCGAUCGAUAUCAAUUGCUUUGAAUGAGACAGGAUUGGUUGACAAUGUUAGCACAAAAUAAAUAAUAAGACCAGAAGUCUCACUCAAGCGGAAACAUGUCCCAUCUUUUAUACUGCGCAUGCGCGAGCUAAACAAGUGUAAUGCAGUGUUGGCAAUAGAAAAUUAUAUUGGGAAGUUGUCAUUUCUACAGUAAAAACAGCUUUUUUUCAAGUAGUACGAACUGUGACUUCGAUUUAUCUGUGGAACUAUUUGAACAGAAGGUAAAGCAGUAAUUUUGUUGUAUUUAGAAAGCAAACAGGGUCAUAUUUUUUAAAAUAUAGCGCACUGAAUAUAAAUUUGAGCAUCAUUAAAAUGUGUUCGCUAUGAUGCCAUUUUGUCUCCGGUAUAUGCGGAGUUCUGCUUUUAUACUUGUGGAUAUUCGAAUUUAUUUGGCUCAAAAACACCAUUACUUCAAUAUCCCUUUCUUGUUUUUCCUUGGAUAGGUUUUAACAAGAUAGAACUCUAGAUCACUUGGGUCCAAAGACGCUAGAUUAUAAAAUCCUGAUGUGACUUGUAUUCAUACUACAAAUAGAAUAUGUCUUAUGAUUUAAUACUACAAAUAGAAUGUCUUUUAAGUACAAACUUCAAUGAAUUGAUAAAGUGUAAGGAUAGUGUUUAAAGUCGCUUCAUGUGUAGAAGCUGAAUUACUUUAGUUUAUACACUGUAUAUUGUCGAGAUCACAUGUUGAUAUGACUUACUAGCAACUUGCAAUAAGUGGUCUGUUCUGCUUGUUUUUAAUACUUUAGAGUUUGGACAUUAGAACAUUGUAAUUGCUUGACAGAGGAUGAUUUCUCUUGUGUUUAUUUGAGAAAAUUUCAUCCCGCUUACCGGGACAAUUUUGUUGUUUUGACAUUAUUUUGACAGUUGUUAAAAAUAGCUUGCGGCAGUAUCUUUGAACUUUCAUCCCGGCAACCGGGCUAGCCUGCUUAUGAUUGUUUAUGUGGAGAAAUUUCCAUCCUGGUCUUGGCAACCGGGCCUGCCCGCUUGUCCAUAGAAAUGAUAAUUUUUACUAUAAAAAUAACUAGACAGCGAGAUCUCACUUACCGGGCUGUCUCACUUAGUGGGCCAGCCAGUUUCGAUAUAAACAGGCCCUUAGACAACUGCUAAAAGCUGCAAGUUUCUUUAAAGCAAUAUCAUCUAUAUCACAGAACACAGUUUCUGUAGUGACAUACUUCGUGUUUUUUCUGUCUUUUAAGUGAUGUCUUAUGUUUGUAAUAUUUUUGUACAAUACCUUUUUGAAAUUGUUGAUACUGGUCUCAUUGUCACUCAGUUAUUCCUUCUCAAGAAAAAUAAAAAAAUAAAGCUGUGUGGGUGUGUUUUUGCUCUAGCUAGUUUUCACAUUUACAUGGUUCAUGUACAAUUAAUGUACAUUUAAAUUAGCUUUGUUCAAUGAAUACAGGUGUGAUUCAAAUAUCAUUCCUGUCAGGUACUUGGGUCAAAUAGACAUAAGCAUAUCAAAUCAUGCUGUGAAUUGAAAUACAAGUAUAGGGUGUGUAUUGCUUAAUAAAUAUAUUUUCCAGUUAACACAGUAAGCUGCAUUGUGCCCCAAUGCACCCUACUUUACUAGUUUAUUUCACUUCAUCUAAUGCCAGAUGAUUUUACUUAUCGAGGGAGAGUGCUGCUGCUCAUUGAGCUCUGAUUGAGUUCACUGAGUGGCACCACUUUCCCCUUGAUGAGUGAAAUUGUCUGGCGUUAGACAUAUAAAAUAAUCUUGCGUUCAAUCAAGCAGCUACUUUAUUUUCAAAAGCUCAACCAGGCUAAAGAUUCUUUGAUUUGAAAACCAAAGUGAUAGUGAACUAGUUAGUUGAAACAAACAGAAUUGUUUGAUUUAUUUACUUUCUACAACAUUGACAAUUAAAAUUUAAUUUGAUACUUUUCCAGUAUAUUGACAUUAUAUAGGUUCAGAUUUGACUACCAUUACCAUUAAGGGACCAUCAACCAAUCAAAUGCAUUUGAUAUAUUCGAUCAACCAUUAUAAUGAAAGUGUGAGUUUAUUCAUAAACUAAUUAUAAAUCAACUUCCAUGCAAUGCUUCAUGCAAUCAUCUAGUUAUGCACCAGUCAAUGUAAAUCCCUGCCCCCAACCGGGGAGGGGCGAGAGGUUUAGCGGGGAAAGUGGUCAGUUUUGAUUAUAAAUUUGUCCCCGAUGAUGGGAGACUUGGACGGUGGUUAACAUAUAUAUCCUGUGUUGCUGUGUUAGUUUUCUUGACAAAAAAAGUUUAAAUACAACAACAUAAAUGAAUUUGAUUUUCUAUUGCUGAUCUAUGAUUAUACAAAACUAUUUUCCUGGGGUUGAGAGACAUGCAGGGGACAUUGAUGUCCCUGGGGGCGGGGACAAUUUUGCUCUUUUACUACCCCUCCAAGUCAAAAUCCCUGCCCCUCCCCGGUUGGGGGGUUUACAUUGACUGGUGCAUUAAUUAAAGAAGUGUCAGUGCCACAUAUGUAGUAAAAGCCAACUUGUCAGUAAAGGCCACAGAGCGAGAUUGUAUUUCAAAGACUGCCAGUGACAAAAACAAUUGAUAGUCCUGAAAUAGAGUAUGCCAACAGUUAGUAUACUGCAAAUAACUAUUCUAUCAACAAGAUAAUGUGUGUGUUUUACAAGUGUUUUUUAUAUAUCAAUCCAAUGGCAUGUAACCUAAAAUUCAGCAGUGUCUGUGUAAUGAAAUACACCCUUACUUCUCAAUGGCCAAAUUAACUAUACUACAUUGUGUGUAAUAAUAUAUGGACUGGUUCAAAAAUAUAUUGAAUUUAUAUAAUAAUAGUGAACUAUUGAUGUAGAGAUUAUGCCAAGUAUAGAAUGGCACAAGGAUUUUCAUGUUAUCAGCAUGAUUAAAUCGUGAGAUUGUGCAAAUAAUCUGUGUAAAUCUCUUAGAGAUAUCCUCAGUAGCUACAUUUUAAGGUAAAAUGACUAUGGUAAAGCUAUUCAAGGCAAAAAAGCAAUGGAUCUGUCAACCUCGUUGUCAACAGUAUAAAAUUUCGCUAAGUUUAUGAUCCAUUUAUUGUCGUAUUUUAGCUGAGAAUUCAUUUAAGACAAUGCAAUACGAGAGACUUACCUUUGAAUUUAUCAUAUAUUCUUUUAAAAUGGUCACCAAAGCUCUAAAACUCGAUUGGUAUCGUUUUAACUUUCUCACUCCUUAAUGUUUACAUGUAAAUUUGUCAAAUUACACUUGUUUAGGGCACUGGAAACGAGACACGGCCAAGAUGCGCGAGGCGACAUGCGCGGGGACAUCAACAUCAAAGAUUCCGACAUCGAGUAAGACUUCUGGUCUUAUUAUUUAUUUUGUGAUGUUAGUAAUCAGGAUAUACUUCUAGAUAAUUAUCAUUUAAUUAGGUCUGAUCGUUCUAGAAAAGGGGCAGGCGUCUGUAUAUAGGUUAAAAAUUCUCUUAGCUUUUUCGAACGAAAAUAUUUGACCAGAGAUAAUCUUCAGGCUGUUUUCAUCGAGAUUCAUAAACCUUCUAGUGCAUCCUUUAUUGUCCGAACAAUCUAUAGACCUCCAAGUGUUUCGGUCGACUCAUUUUCUGCAAUAGAACAAUUAGUGAAACUAAUUGACGACGAGGUUAAGGAAUUCUACUUACUUGACGAUUUAAACGCCAACAUGCUAAUCAUUUCAAAUAAUGCCACGAAGAACUCUACUACAUAUUAUGCAAGUUAACAAAUGUUGCAGUUCGUUGUUGUUUCGUUAUAUUCAGAAGUCACAUUAAAAAAGCCAACAGUUUUUAAAUUCAACCUACUUUGGCAACAUUGGCAAAUGUCUUCAAAGUUUACUGCCGACGAGGCUUCUGCACACGAAGUCCAAUCUCCAUUUACCCCAGUAUCCCAGCAGUAUUUUCUAAUUGAUGACCAAAAAUUCUCUUCGUCUCUUCAAUUUUUCUUUGCAUAUAUUCAAUAAAAAACAACUUGAUCAAAUUUUCUCACCACGAAAGUUCCUGACUUGCCUCCAGUUUACCUGGACAGUCUCAGGUUUUCCUGGAAGGCGCUCCGAAAUCAAUGAUACCAUUGUUGUACAGAGAUUCUUAUACGAAAACGUUUGCGAUGAAUAUAAAAUUCUAUUAUCAAUGUUGUUAUUAUCUAUUUAUAAUAUUAUUGGUAUUAGUAUCAAAAUGUUGUCAUUCUAAUGAUCUUCAAACCCUUAUGUUGUUAUUUAUAUGAUAACUAUAUCACCAUAUUGUUAUUUUAAUAAAAUCGAUAUCACUAAGUAACAUUAAUGAUAUAUUCGUCGCUAAUUGUUGUUAAUGACUCUAGUUAAUGACUUUUUAUUGUGACUUUAAUCCUCCUAUUGUUACGUCAUUGGCGGCCCCCUAUAGCCACCAUAUACUCAGUGCAUUGUAUUCAUGUGUCUAGCGGCUAUUAAGCAAGUACAUAUUUCCGUAUUUUCAAGCAAACAAUAAUAUCAUUUAAACGUUACCAUGAAAACCAUUAUUGUUUUAAGUAUGAAAUUCUUGAUAUGGAAUUUAUAUUCUUCAUCUAUUGGGAAACCUGAGGGGUUGCUUGAAUCCUUCUAUUUCUAGUGUGGAAAUUUCCUGUCAACUCAAUGGCUGAACAAAUACAUGCAGAGUUUUGAUAUAAUAUUCAAAUGAGUGACGUCAUAAUAUUGAUACAAAAAAUCAUACUCAACGCUAUGACGUCAUAUUAUUGAUAACAAAAAUCGUAUUCAACGUGAUGUCGUCAUACUGUGGGAAUGCGAACACAAACUCUGGAAACACCACCAAAACAAUAUGUCAUCACCUGUUCGCAGAAUAAUAGGGAACUGUUUUUUAAGUUAUAUAAUCAACGAAAACAGCCAUGAAAGGUUUUAAAACAUCUUAUCGGACUUGAAAAAGAAAAAUGGAAAAAUAUUAGGCUAAUAGGAAAAGGAGCUAGUUAUUAUUUCGAGGAAUUGAAUCAACAGGUGCUGAUUUCUUUGAAAUAAAUAUUCAUUGAAACUAUUAGUGCAUUUGGUUUUCACAAAAUAAGACUUUGUGUGUUAACAGAAAUUUCAGGCUUGAUAAUUCGGUAAAUGAAAUACUGUGUUUCUAAACUUCCUUUCUUAUGUUUUAGUUAUUGCUUCAGUGGCCAUUCUGUAUUCAUUUCAAAGUGCUAUUGAAAUAUCUGGUACGACUCGUUGUGUUGUAGAUGUGCAAGCUCAGAUGACGUCUGGUGAACGAAUUCUGGCUUACACUGAAAUUAAACCUGAAAAGGGACACGAGAUCAAUGAACAACCACCCAAAGAUUGGCCAGAGGCAGGGAAAAUAGAGUUCAAGAAUGUUUCGUUGCGAUAUUAUGAAAAUGGCCCUAAAGCUUUGAAAGAUUUAUCAUUUCAUAUAAAUCCUUCUGAAAAGAUUGGUGUUGCAGGAAGGACAGGUGCUGGUAAAUCUUCUCUGGUUGCAGCGCUCAUGAGAAUUGGCGAAACUGAAGGGGAUAUUAUUGUUGAUAAUGUGAAUAUUGAGUAUCUAAAUCUUCAAUCUACUCGUCAACGAAUUUCUGUGAUUUCCCAGUCGCCUGAUCUUUUUAGCGGUUCUAUCAGAGAGAACCUAAAUCCAACUGGUGGUAUAAAUGAUUCUGAAAUAUGGAAUGUAUUGGAUCAGAUGCAACUGAGUUUUCUUGUUCGAAGUUUACCAGGAAAGCUGGACCAUCUGUGCACUGGUGGCGGUACAAAUUUUAGCAUUGGUCAACGGCAAUUGUUUCGUUUAGCAAGAGUUUUAUUGAAAGAAAACAAAAUAAUAAUUUUUGAUGAAGCAACAGGCAAAGUAGACAAGAAAACAGCGGAACAAAUACAGAACGUUAUUCAUGAUGUACUUAAAGAUUGUACAGUAAUAAUAAUCUCGCAUCGUAUGACUACAAUUCAGAGAUGUGAGAAAAUUAUGGUGUUGGAACAAGGUUCCAUUGUUGAGUUUGAUAAACAACAUGUUUUGCUUAACAGGCAAAAAGGGUUCUUAUCAGAACUCGUGAGAAUAGCCAAUGAAGGCAAAAUGUACUGAAAUGGACAAAGCGCGUAGAUAUUUAAUCCAUUUAAUGCUUUAAACACUAUACGGAUAAUUUAUAUCCAUGAUAGUUUUAAACUCUGUAUAUUUAGGUCUCCAUAUAGUGAACAUGCAGACAUUCAACACUCCGUUUAGUGGAUAAUUAUAUAUUUUUAAGCCUCCAUAAUAAGAUUCACUGAAUAUUAUAUAAUAACGUUAAGAAUUCGAGCGCU
Paramuricea clavata is the source of this 24320-nucleotide messenger RNA. The record is from the annotation of a GenBank genome assembly. NCBI's taxonomy places the organism in Eukaryota, Metazoa, Cnidaria, Anthozoa, Malacalcyonacea, Plexauridae.